Messenger RNA from Archocentrus centrarchus (flier cichlid), 1817 nucleotides. Its product is annotated as divergent protein kinase domain 1C. The record is from RefSeq and is a predicted model, not a curated record. NCBI's taxonomy places the organism in Eukaryota, Metazoa, Chordata, Actinopteri, Cichliformes, Cichlidae. The transcript has 8 exons. Bases 1 to 1176 code for a protein of 391 amino acids.
AUGGCGGCCAGUGAGAGCCGUGCAGAUGUUGCUGAGUGUUUAGUGACCUUUGACCUCUGUCUGCAUCAGUGUCUGGAGUUCGGCGAGGGCUCGGUGACAGGCGACAUGUGCGAGGACCUGUGCGUGCUCGGCCUGGUCGAGUACAAACGCUGCCUCUACUACGAGAACGGGAAGAAGGUGAUCGAGGCGCGCUGGAGAGGAAACCCCGUCAUCCUCAAGUCCAAGCUGGAGAACUUCUCCUCCUAUGAGCCUCUGGGAAUACUGGACUACGAGGAUGCAGCAGAGGAGCUCUCCCCGCUCGAUGUCGUGUUUUAUGCCACUCUUGAGGUACGAAACUCUCUGGGGUUGGCUGAGGAGAAUGAGGAUGAAGGAGGAGGAGUGAAUAACAGCUCUCUGGCCAGACUUUUGGGGAAGAAGCUGAAAAACAGGGAGAAGAGCUACUCCAGAGCAGAGCUGGCCUCCCUCUGGGCCCUGCUGCAGCAGGAGGAGUACACCUUUCUCAGAGUCCUGCAGGACCUCAGCACCCACGUGGCCAAGGUGUUGGGCUCCUGUGGUCAUUUCUACGCUGUGGAGUACCUCUCUGCCGGGCACGCCUGGGACCAGAACAUCUUCUCCCUGGAUGAUGUGGCUGUUUCUGGGGUUAAGGAUCAGGGCCAGGCCGGAGCCCGAGCCAGGUGGACGGCCCGGGAGAUGGUGCACCGCAUUGCGCUGAGCUUCCUGGACAUGGUGUGGCACUUUGACAACGACUUCACCCACAAACUGCACCUGUGUGACAUCAAACCGGAGAACUUUGCCAUCAGGAAAGACCUCACAGUGGUUGCGAUCGACGUGGACAUGGCGUUCUUCGAGCCGAAGAUGAGGGACAUCCUGGACCAGAACUGCAGCAGCGACGACGACUGUAACUUCUUCGACUGCUCGUCCAGGUGUGACCUGAUCAAACGCAGGUGCAGCCCGCGGCGCAGGAACAGCAACCUGCAGGUCAUCUGUGAGAAGAUUUUUAGACCUUGGUUUUCUCCCACGCUGCUUGGGGCCAAAGCAGGGCUCCCUCUACAGGUGGAGCUGCAGCGAGCGUGCAAGAGUGCUCAGAAACUGAAGGGGGCGUGGAGGACUCAGAGGAGGACAGAGGUGGUGGAGGAGGAGGCAGGGCCAUCCAUCAGCGCCUCCUCAGUGUCCUGAAGCACCUCCUUCAUGAGGGAGGGGCUUCAGAUGAAGGUGAAGGGGUGUGGGAGGGGAAAGGCCACAUCCACACUGCACUGAACUUUUGAGCUGGUAGCGGAGAGCUGAGACAGUCGAUACAGGAGGAGGAUCUCUGAAAACCACAGAGCAUUUUACUACAGGAAAUACUUCCAUUCCUUCCACUGCACAGUCAUAACCAGCAGGAUCCCAGGUAAGAAGAUGUUCAUCCACUGAUGCCUUUUUGGGUCCAGAGCCACAGUUUGAGCCACAGGGUGAAGUAUGUGGACACUCCUGUUCCUGUGUCCUUUUGGUCCAUUUCCCACUGGAGGGUCUGAGCACAACCCAAAGUGACCACUUCAGGAGAUGGCACUGAGUCAGGUAUGAGGUGCUCACAGGGAGAACAGUUUCAGCUCAGUGUGCAUCAAAUUCUUAUGAUGAAGAACAGUUUUGAACACAUACACAAAGAAAUUAUGGUUUUCCUGCUGUUCCCAGUGGAUUAAGUUUUAUCCUUCCUGAAAUUCCUAAAAUUAAAGUGGAAUGAAUCUUAUAUGACUUGAAGGUUGAGUUCAGGGAAGGUCCAACUUUAUUGCAAGAACUGGUUCACUGUGGAAGAACCUCCAUCCAUCGCCUUUAGUGUCCGU